Papilio polytes (common Mormon) is the source of this 892-nucleotide messenger RNA. Its product is annotated as mpv17-like protein 2. The transcript has 3 exons. Gene Ontology annotation, biological process: mitochondrial ribosome assembly. The record is from RefSeq and is a predicted model, not a curated record. Gene Ontology annotation, cellular component: membrane; cytoplasm. The coding region runs from base 307 to 858 and encodes 183 amino acids. Lineage: Eukaryota; Metazoa; Arthropoda; Insecta; Lepidoptera; Papilionidae.
UGAGACAGUGGUUAUUAUAAGCGCAAUUUUUAAAAAUAUUGCAUAAAAUUGUAAUUUAUAAAGUUAUUGAAUAAUGUAAGUGUUUAAAAAAUCUCACGGAAUAAAACGUAUGAACGUCGGUUCGUUUACGAUUAAAUUAUUCCAUUUAAAUCUUAUUAAAAUUGUGCAGGGAGUAACAAAAUAUUGAGAGGUUAAAACUUUUGUUUACUACUUUAUUUAAUUUUAUUUUGACCUUUAUUCAGAGAAGCAAUCCUAUAAAAAAUUAUUCAUGUUUAUCGACCUAGACUUAACUUGUUUUUAUUCAGUAUGAAGUCUAUUUUUCAUCGAGGAAUAAAAAUAUUAUUCAAAAAGAAUUUACUAUUAACAAAUAGUAUUACUUCUGGGGCGUUUAUGGGUAUUGGAGAUAUUAUUCAACAAGAAAUUGAAUACCAAUCAAAACUUCUUCCAAAACGAUAUGACUGGCCAAGGACAGUAAGAAUGUUCAUUGUUGGAACAGUAAUGGGACCAUUGCAUCACUAUUAUUACACAUAUUUAGAUAAGAUGUUGCCGUAUGCUAAUGUUAAGACAGUUGUAAAGAAAAUAGCAUGUGAUCAAUUAUUUGCUUCUCCGGCGACACUUUUAUGCUUCUUUUAUGGAAUGGGUUUUCUAGAAAAGAAAACAUUCGAUCAGUGUACACUUGAAGUAAAACAAAAAUUUAUUUAUGUUUAUAUGGGCGACUGUUUAUUCUGGCCUCCAGUACAAUUCUUGAACUUUUAUUAUUUACCAACACACUAUAGAGUUUUCUAUAUAAAUAUGGCGACAAUGCUGUUUAAUGUAUUUUUAUCCUUUAUGAAGCAUUAUGAUCAAAAAAAAGUGUAAAUAAAUGUUAUGUAUUUAACAUAUUUCCUAAUCA